CGGACGGAAGAGGGUGGAGAGCUGUGUGCACUCACGAGGAGUGAUAGUACACAACCGCACACUGAGCCAUCCCGACACGCAAGUUAAUAUUAAACAUUUCAGGUUGAAGGAUAAGGAUGUCAGUGGCCGGACUGAAGAAACAGUUUCACAAAGCCAGUCAGUUACUAAAGGAAAAGAUCAAUGGGGUUGAAGGGACAAAGCUGGAUGAAGAAUUCCUCAAUAUGGAAAGGAAAACGGAUAUUACUCACAAAUUGAUUCUUGACCUUGUUCCGAAAACAAUAGGAUAUCUUCAGCCAAACCCAGCCUACAGAGCAAAACUCAGCAUGCUCAACACAGUCUCUAGAAUACGCGGGCAGAUGAAGGCUGUCGGUUAUCCACAGACUGAGGGCAUUCUUGGAGAUUGUAUGCUCCGCUAUGGCAGUGAGCUUGGAGUUGAGUCUGGUUUUGGUUUUGCUCUGAUUGAAAUGGGAGAGGCAUUGAAACAAGUAGCCCAGGCAAGAGACUGUAUGGAUGUCCGAGUGAAGCAAACCUUCAUUGAUCCUCUGCAGUCACUACAGGACAAAGAACUGAAGGAAAUUGGGUACCAUUUAAGAAAACUUGAAGGCCGUCGUCUAGAUUUUGAUUACAAGAAGAGGCGUAAAGGCAAGAUCGCAGACUCUGAGAUAAAGAAGGCAUUUGAGAAGUUUGAAGAAUCCAAAGAUCUGGCUGAGAGAAGCAUGUUUAACCUCUUAGAAAAAGAUGCAGAACGGAUGCAGUAUCUCUCAGGUCUUACAGAAGCAGUAAUAGACUACCACCGCCAGUCAUGCCAGAUUCUAGAACAUCUCAGGAGCAAUUUGCAGACCAGGAUAACAGAUGCAAGCAAUCGACCCAAGAGGGUAUUUGCAUCAAAAUCAGUUGCAAGCACAAUGUGCUACACGGAUAUUUAUGGUUUUUCCACUUGCUCUUCCGGACAGUCAUCAGCUACUGAGGUUACUGAAGCUUUGAGUGAAAAAUAUGCUCCUGUUGUUAUUCACCCCCCUGACAAGGAAGCCAUGAAAACCCAAACUUCAGUGAAUCCAGUCAGCAACUAUGACAGUGGUUCCCCAUUGGAUCAGCCUUGCUGUCGGGCACUUUACAAUUUCCAGCCAGAAAACCAGAGAGAGCUGGGCUUUAAGGAAGGUGACAUCAUCAUUCUGACCAGCCAGAUAGAUGAGAACUGGUAUGAGGGUAUGCUCAGAGGGGAGUCUGGCUUCUUUCCCUUGAACUAUGUCAAAGUCCUUGUACCUCUGCCACAAUGACAGCAGGUUGACAUUGCAGCUGGACAGCAUGAACUAUUCCUGGUUUCAGAGAUUCAGAAACUUUAAUUAUUUGAUGAAGUUUAAUGAAGAAUAUUUAAGCUCUUGCUGUAUUAUCUACGUAUGUUAUCACUAUGCAAAGUCAUGUACCUAAACCUUGUAUUCCUCUAUUUCAUUAUUUUUUUUUUUACAAAUAUCUAAAUGCAAUGUACAUUGGAGCGCUGCUAUAUUAAAUGUUUAUCAUAAAUAUCCUCGAUAUGUUCACACACAUGAAUGUUGCUAUGAACCUGCCUGUGUUUAUUUUUUUACUUUUUAUUUAAUAGCACUUGAAAACUUUGAACAUAUUCCUUCUCAGGAGUGCUUACCAUUGCCUUGUAUUUCUUUUUACUUCUUUAAUGUUUUAAAUAAAUCCCAAGAUGUAGUAUACACUAAAGCUGUAUUAUAGCAAUACUGGGUGAUUCUCACAAAACCUGUCAAAAAAUAUCCUAAAACAAUACAAAAAGAUUAUGAAAUUACAUUUUGCAUAAAGAAAAUGAAGCCUACAUUUAGGGACAUUUUUUGUGACAUUAUUUCCAGGACACUCUCUAGUUCUCAUUAACAUGUCCAGAAGUUUUACUUUUACUAUUCCCAUUGUAUUCAAUGAUGAUUCUCAUAACACCGUCAUUAGUCACAGUCAGUAAAAUAAUUGAAAAUUAAAUACUUUACAGAUUAAAAUAUAUAUAUUUUUUUAUUAUUAUUGCGGUAAUGAGAAUAUCACUAUGACCAUCUUUUUUUCUGCAUUGUGGUAAUGAGAAUUGGAGUGUAAAAUUUACAGAAGUGUCAUGAAAAUAAUGUCAGAAUGUAAAAUAAUAAUAAUAAUAAUAAUAAUAAUCUCAAUGGCCCCAAAAAUAGGCUUCAUUUUCAAUAGGCAAAAUAUUUUUAUAUUUAUUUCUAUUGGUUUUGGAGUAAAGAAGAACUAGGAGAUUUUCUUGACAAGUUUCGUGAUAAACACUACUAUCUUUAAAGCAUAGCAUCACAUAACCAGGGGUUCAAUUAAGAUUUUUGUGGAGGGACCUUUCCUACUCAAUUUAAAGGGAUAGUUCAACCAAAAAAAAAAGACAAUUCUGUCAUUUACGCACCCUCAUGCCAUCCCAGAUGUGUAUGACAUUUUUCUUUUGCUGAACACAAACAAGGAUUUUUAGAAGAAGCUCUGUAGCACCUUACAAUUCUAGUGAAUUUUGACCAAAACUUUGAAGCUCCAAAAAUCAAAUAAAGGCAGCAUAAAAGGAAUCCAUAUGACUUCAAUUGUUUAAUGUGUGUCUUCUGAAGCGAUGCAAUCCAUUGGAUGAGAAACAGAUCAAUAUUUAAAUCAUUUGUUUUUACUAUAAAUCUCCAUUUCACAUUUUUUAAAAGCGAAAGUGGAGAUUUAUAGUAAAAAAGGACUUACAUAUUGAUCCGUUUCUCACCCACACCUAAUCAUAUCGCUUGUAAAGACAUAGAUUUAACAACUGGAGUCAUAUGGAUUACUUUUAUGCUGCCUUUAUGUGCUUUUUGGAGCUUCACAAUUUUGGUCACUAUUCACUUGCAUUGAAUGGACUUAUAGAGCUGAGAUACUCUUCUAAAAAUCUUCGUUUGUGUUCUGCAGAAGAAAGAAAGUCACACAUCUGGGAUGGCAUGAGAGUGAGUAAAUGAUUAGAAAUUUUGGGUGCACUAUCUCUUUAACCCCAGAUCAAAACUAUCCUGUGUGUUCUCGCUAUGAAUGUUGAUCUAAAAAAUAUAAAAGUGUGGGCUAUGAACCUAUUUAAAUUUGUACCUGCAAUUUAACAGCGCUACAAACAUUUAAACGCAUAUUCUUUCUCAGGAGUACAAACUUAGACACUCAAUGAAUUGUAACUCCUCUCUUCACAUUGGCGUUGGUGUAUUUCCGAAUGUUUCUUGUUUUUUGAGCACAGCAGCACGCCGUAGUGGCGGUUCCUUACUGGAGCCACGAAUUUUUCAAACUUUGGUGAUAUGACAAAGUUUUACACUUAAAUAAAAGGACACAUUUAUUCAGUCUC
Molecule: messenger RNA, 3310 nt
Organism: Myxocyprinus asiaticus (Chinese sucker)
Lineage: Eukaryota; Metazoa; Chordata; Actinopteri; Cypriniformes; Catostomidae
Gene: sh3gl3b
Product: SH3-domain GRB2-like 3b
Exons: 11
Coding region: 117-1277 (386 amino acids)
Biological process (GO): synaptic vesicle uncoating
Cellular component (GO): cytoplasm; glutamatergic synapse; presynapse
Molecular function (GO): protein binding
Source: RefSeq, a predicted model, not a curated record